GGUUUCAAGUACAAAACAGGCACCUUUUAUCAUGCUUCAUUAUGAAACAAGAUCUCCCAGAGAAUACAUCAUGUCUGCUCCAGCGCUUCAAGUGGCCACGUGUGCAGUGUUGCUCACAGUUUCAGGAGUUUGGGGAGCACCAUUUGCCUCCGAAGAAGAAGCCAAUCAGUUUUUACGACUUAAGAGACAAACACCCUAUUCUCAGAGCUAUUGGGACCCAAGUAGCAGCCAGAAUGCCUGGCACUUCACUGUGGCUGAACAGGUAUCCACCUUCUUCUAAGACUGGAUACUGCAUCUUCUGUUCUAAUCAGGCUAGUGAAACCUGGACUGCCCUGAGGACAACUGCGCAGUAUUACAUGGACUUGGGAUCAUUUGCGUAUUAUCCAGAGACAGCAAGGGACCAGAUUCAGUCUUACAUGGAAAUGUUACAGCAGUCUGGGACUCAUUUCCAGCAGCAGAUGACCCAACACAACUAAACAGGCAGCUGACAACAGACCCAUACUGUACAGUAAGGGAUGCCCCUCUGGUCAGAGCUUGAAGUCCAUUGCUUACGUCAACUUGACUUGUACUGAAGUUUCAGAAUCUGAGACUCACUGUUCUCUUUAACAGCUGUUCAGCAUUCACAGAGCUGCUUGAAACAUCUUCAGUAGUCCUGGAUUACGAAAGAAGAGUUGGUUUUAUACCCUGCCCUUCACUACCUGAAGGAGGCUUGGAGAGGCUAAUAAUCACCUUCUCUUCCUCUCCCCACACCCUGUGAGGUAGGUGGGAAGCUCUGAGAGAGCUGUGACUGACCCAAGGUCACCCAGCAGGCUGCAUGUGGAGGAGGAAUGGGGAAUCAAACCCGGUUCUCCAGAUUAGAGUCUGCUAUCUUAACCACUACACUACAGCUGGCAUUCUUCCUGGAGGACAGCUGGAGGACUUUCUCUGGACACAACCUAGCUGAGGAGAUCCAACCUGCUCUGAAAUAAAUGGGGUCUAUUUCUCUUGCACAGGGCCAAUUACUACUUGCAAUUGGGCUUUGCACCAAAAAACAAACAAACUUCCUAGUGUCCUUACUUAAGCAGCCACUGUUGGCUAUAGGAGAAAACUUAUAUGGAAUACACAGACUAAUACUGGGAUAUUCUUAAUGGGCCAAAACAUGAUGCUGGGGAUUUGGGACCAGAUUGUCCUGUAACAUGUACAAAAGGUAAAGGUAGUCCCCUGUGCAAGCACCAAUCAUUUUCGACUCUGGGGUGACAUUGCUUUCACAACAUGUAAUUUAGCCACAAAAAGCAGAUGCCUGGGAUCAAGUCCAUGGUGCCAGGAAACAGAGGAAGAACUCUUAUGUUAUCCGAAAGAUCCCAAAUUCUUCCCUCCAGCUACACAAUACCCAAAGCCACAGUUGGAUAAAAGGACAGGUACCUAUGCUGUGCCUGUCUUUUUUCCACAUAGGGACUUAAAGCAGCAUGAAGAGGGGUAUGGCUUGGACCAGGGAAAUGACACAGAGGAGAAAUUACCUACAUUCUUAGCACCACUUGCUGUAGGAUCAUGUAUAAUUCAACCCUAAGGAUUUUAAGCUACAUUUUAAUAAUUGAAACCCUUGGAGACCACAGCCCUUGAAAGAAAAGGAAAUGAAGACAGAUAUAAUUGCCUCUUGCUCUGUCCCUUCACCACCCCAGUUAAUAGCAUGUGGGACAGCUGUUGGAGUUAGCUUUGAUUAGCAAAAAUGUGGGCGUAGAAGGGUUAAAACCAUUGACCUCCAUGUGACAAAUUGGAAUUGUUUGACAAUACUAUUUGCUUUUGAAAUUGUUGGGACAAUCACAAAUCUCUCACUAUCUUCUGUUGUUAGGCCCUCAGGAUUGGAGGGAGGGAGAUAUUUUAGUUCAGGUUCUUUUAUCCCCAGAGGACUUAGGGUUGUGUAGAAGAGGUAAAUACCUUUAGAUGCCAGCACCUCAUUACUGAGUGGCAGAAGUCCUAGAUAAAGAGAAAGGAUUGCUUGUGCCUCACUAUCCUGAUUUCACUGUGAUAAAGCAAAACUGGUGGGCCAAAGGUUUAAGUGUCAAACUACGUUUGGGAUUCAAAAGGUUGCUCUACCAUGAUGCUGAGUGGAUAACCUUGGGCCAAUCAUCUUCUUUCAGCCUAACCUACCACAUAAAGUUGUUGUAAGUAUAGAAUGGAAGAUGUGAGAACCACACGCCAUGCCUGAGCUCUUCAGAGGAAGAGUGGGAUAAAAAUGAACUAAAUGCACUAAAAAUUGUUCUUAAUCACAAUGGAAGCUGAAAAAUUAACUUAUUCAUCACAAUGGAAGCUGAAAAUUAUUUCAUGGGGAAAAAAUCCUGGUUUGGCAAACCAUGUAUGAAAAGUGUUUCUUAUUUCUUAAAAUCCAUAUUGUAGGGAAGGGGCACAUUUAUGAAAGCAAACAUGCCUGACAAAAUUUCAAGAAUGUGUUACUUUAUGAUAAGAUUUCCCUGUAACAAAUGAUUAUGUAAACUCAGUCUAAUAGCGCAGCAACUUGUUUACUCAGAAGUGACUCCCAGUGUGUUCAGUGAUCUGUUUCAUGUUGCCUCCUCUGGUGGAUGCCCUUCUACAGGUUUUCAAAGACAUAUUUAUGAUCAACAUACCUUCACAAUACUGUUUAGGAAACUUGCUGAGGUGCCUGUGUGAGUGUGACCUGGAGGGAGAAAUGGUGGGGAAGGACAAGUACUUUGCUGUGUGCACCCCUCUCUGGAUUUGAAAAUAGCCUGUCUUCUUCAAAAGAAGGGCAGCUGAGCCACGGUUACAGGUGUUUGUCAUGAAGUUUGUCAUGAAGUGCAUGAACUCUUGCCUUUUAUUCUAAGCUACCUCACAGUGUUGUUGUGAGAAAAUGAUAAAAAUGGCAAAGCCUUUGUACUCGGGAAAGUGCUACAGUUGUUUCAGCAAAUUUUAUUAGAAGCUCCUGAUCAAAGCCGACCAUCUUUUGAUCUGAGUCUAUUGUCUUGAUUUUACUAUGUUAAAUUAAGUUGAAAGGCUUUUAAUAAAACAGAGUUCUACAAGAGCAAAGAAA
Heteronotia binoei (common prickly gecko) is the source of this 3022-nucleotide messenger RNA. It is a transcript of the gene C3H3orf85, whose product is annotated as chromosome 3 C3orf85 homolog. The transcript is spliced from 4 exons. NCBI's taxonomy places the organism in Eukaryota, Metazoa, Chordata, Lepidosauria, Squamata, Gekkonidae. The coding region runs from base 42 to 476 and encodes 144 amino acids. The record is from RefSeq and is a predicted model, not a curated record.